GGUCUGCUCUGAGUGUGUGAGUGUGAGAGAGCUGAAAGCUGUGAAAAUAGUAUUCUAUGAGAGAAACUCACUCAAGACAUGGAGCCCCAGGUGCAGAGUAAACGCCCCAAAAGUAGUGCGUUUCGACAACAACGUCUGAGUGCAUGGCAGCCGAUACUCACGGCAGGGACGGUCCUGCCGACCUUCUUCUUGGUUGGCCUCGCUUUCAUUCCCAUCGGGAUCCUGCUGCUGAUGACGUCGGACGCCGUCAAAGAGAUACAAGUUGAUUAUACGGAGUGUGUCACCGAGACCGGCAAGCUGUGCAGGGACAUAUUGGAGGCGAAUCGUUUCAAUAGAACUGGCAAUUCAUGCAAAUGUGAGAAAGAAUUCGAUAUCGAGGAGGAUAUCCUGGCUCACGUCUACGUCUACUACGGGCUCAGUAACUUCUAUCAGAACCACCGACGCUACGUGAAAUCUCGAAGCGAUAAACAGCUGCUUGGGAGACCUACCGAUGUGUCACCCGACUGCGCACCUUUCGACAGAGCAGGCGGGGAGGGCGGGCUCCCGAUUGCCCCCUGCGGGGCGAUAGCGAACAGCCUUUUCAAUGAUACGAUCCUUCUCGAGAUGCUUACGGCCGAGAACAAAUGGAGGAACGUCGAUAUUCUGAAAGACGAAAUCUCGUGGCCAUCGGACCGGAACGUUAAGUUUCGGAACGCGACGUCUUACGAGGGAACAGCCAAACCACCCUACUGGGAGACGACCAUCAAGGAAAUGGGAGGUUUCACCAAUGAAGCCUUGAUCGUCUGGAUGAGAACCGCCGCCCUGCCUACAUUCAGGAAGCUUUAUGGGCGGAUCAAUCACGAUCUGGAAGCUUUCAAGCAUAAACUCCCGAAGGGAAAGUAUAAAGCAAUUAUCACAUACAAUUAUCCGGUGGCGAGGUUCAAGGGCACAAAACGAGUCAUCAUAUCCAACACUUCGUGGCUGGGCGGCAAGAACCCCUUCCUUGGCAUCGCCUAUUUGACAGUCGGCAGCUUGUGCUUAGUCCUCGGCGCGGGCUUCCUGUUCAUUCAUCACAAGUUCGGCAAAAAUACGAGGGAUCUCAUCAGUAUUACUGGUCGGACUCCAUACUGAGCCGCAAGCAAGGUUUAUACUUCGUGAAUUCUAGUCAAACAACCGACUUAACUAUAAGGUCAUAGCAUAGCGCCUCCUCUUAACGGUCGGGACUUUGGAGUGCCUUAUCGAGUCGCGCAUUUCAUGCACACAAUAGAGGAUGGAGACAUCCGAUCAGUUAAUUCUUAGAACAUUCGUUAUACGAAGCGCUGUUGCUGUUGAUCGUUAUUCCCAAGUGCACUUACUUACUCUUCGGCUAGAAUGCCUGAGCAUGUCAAUUGUUAUCAGCUGGAUUGAAGAGAGUCAAUCGCAGAUGUGACACUCGAGUGGAAUCUUGUAAUAUAAUCAAUAUAUAUCUGUUCGUUGAUCGCUGCGAAUUUGAUUGGUAUGAACAUCUGCUCCAGGAGUCACUUGUAGAUAUUUCUGCUGCUAUCUCUGAUAAGAUAGAGUAGUUUUGAGACAGGUUGAAUAAAGAUGUCGAGUUCCAAACU
Messenger RNA from Galendromus occidentalis (western predatory mite), 1580 nucleotides. RefSeq names its product cell cycle control protein 50A (gene CDC50). The transcript is spliced from 6 exons. Lineage: Eukaryota; Metazoa; Arthropoda; Arachnida; Mesostigmata; Phytoseiidae. The coding region runs from base 79 to 1110 and encodes 343 amino acids. The record is from RefSeq and is a predicted model, not a curated record. Gene Ontology annotation, cellular component: endoplasmic reticulum; Golgi apparatus; plasma membrane.